AUGAUCGAUCUUCUCCUCCUCCAGCCCGACAAGGGCGGAAACCCUCAGCUCGUCAAGGACUCGCAAAAGAAGCGCAACGCUUCCGAGGAGCUCGUCGACGAGGUGCUCGCUCUCUACAAGAACUGGGUCACGCUCCAGAAGGACCUCGAUGUGGCGCGCCGCGACGUCAACGCCGUCCAGGCAGAGAUCACCAAGCUGCGCAAGGCCAAGGAGAACGCAGACGAGCAGAUGGCCAAGAAGAAGGAGCUCGACGCCAAGGUCAACCAGCUCAAGCCCAGCGUGGUGCAGGCCGAGAACGAGAUGAAGUCCAAGGCGAUGCAGAUCGGCAACAUCGUGGGCGACAAGGUGCCCAUCUCCAACACCGAGGACGACAACGCCGAGAUCCGCAAGUGGCAUCCGGACGGCCCCAAUGCCCAGGUCGAGAAGAAGGAGGGCAUCCUCAGCCACCACGAGGUCAUGUACCGUCUCGAGCUCUUUGACACCGAGCGCGGCACCAAGAUCUCCGGCCACCGCGGCUUCUUCCUCACCGGCGACGGCGUCGACCUCAACCAGGCGCUCAUCAACUACGGCCUCGACUUCCUCCGCAAGAAGAGCUACAAGAAGAUCAUGACGCCCUUCAUGAUGCGCAAGGAGGUCAUGGCCAAGACCGCGCAGCUCGACCAGUUUGACGAGGAGCUCUACAAGGUAACCGGCGACGAGGACGACAAGUACCUCAUCGCCACCUCCGAGCAGCCCAUCUCGGCGCUCCACUCGGACGAGGUCUUCACCGAGCCCGCCAAGCAGCUGCCCAUCCGCUACGCCGGCUACUCCACCUGCUUCCGCAAGGAGGCCGGCUCGCACGGCAAGGAUACCUGGGGCAUCUUCCGCGUGCACCAGUUCGAGAAGGUGGAGCAGUUCUGCAUCACCGACCCGGCCUCGUCGUGGGAGAUGCUCGAGCAGAUGCUCGCCAACUCGGAAGAGUUCUACCAGUCGCUCCAGCUGCCCUACCACGUGGUGGCCAUCGUGUCGGGCGCGCUCAACAACGCCGCUGCGGCCAAGUACGACCUCGAGGCGUGGUUCCCCUUCCAGGGCGAGUACAAGGAGCUCGUCUCGUGCUCCAACUGCACCGACUACCAGUCGCGACGCCUCGACGUGCGCUGCGGCUUCAAGAAGCCCGGCGACACCAAGCCGACGUUUGUGCACAUGCUCAACGGCACGCUCUGCGCCACCGAGCGCGCCCUCUGCUGCGUUGUCGAAAACUGGCAGACACCAGACGGCCUCAAGAUCCCCCCGCCCCUUCAGCCCUACAUGGGCGGACGCGACUUCCUCCCCUACCUCCGCGAGCUGCCCAAGAACACCACCAGCCAGAAGAAGAAGUGA
Molecule: messenger RNA, 1359 nt
Organism: Moesziomyces antarcticus
Lineage: Eukaryota; Fungi; Basidiomycota; Ustilaginomycetes; Ustilaginales; Ustilaginaceae
Product: seryl-tRNA synthetase
Exons: 1
Coding region: 1-1359 (452 amino acids)
Biological process (GO): seryl-tRNA aminoacylation
Cellular component (GO): cytosol
Molecular function (GO): serine-tRNA ligase activity; ATP binding; tRNA binding
Source: RefSeq, a predicted model, not a curated record